Messenger RNA from Chaetomium fimeti, 2281 nucleotides. RefSeq names its product ankyrin repeat-containing domain protein. Bases 235 to 1800 code for a protein of 521 amino acids. Gene Ontology annotation, cellular component: cytoplasm; nucleus. Gene Ontology annotation, molecular function: protein binding. The transcript has 3 exons. Lineage: Eukaryota; Fungi; Ascomycota; Sordariomycetes; Sordariales; Chaetomiaceae. The record is from RefSeq and is a predicted model, not a curated record.
CGUGGCUGCGGCAUUAAAGAGAGUCAUGCUCUCUGUCCACAGGCAAGGUGCGCUCAGGAUGGUCACCAAACGAGAUAUCUAAAACAAACGUCUUGUUCCUUCACCGGCGCUCUCGAAGAACACGUUGGAACGGCCCGUCGACUUCUGGAAGGGGUUGAUGAUGUCGUCACCUCGUUAGCGUCGACCACCGGGGCGAAGCAGAGGAGGAAAUGGGUCAGGGUGAAGCAGUCUAUAAUGGCAAAGAAAGAGGAAUUAAAGACCAUCCGCCUCAAGAUAUGGGACCUUUUACAAGUCUAUCAAGUGAGCCCGAGGAGAGGACUCAAGACCCCAGCCUUUCUCCGCGGCCUGCUUGGUUCCUUAUUUGCCGCGUAUACGGGGGCCCCAGAAUGGCGCGGCGCGGUUGUUUGUGACACGGCAAUGUGUCACCGUCAAUCAUCAAGGACGUGGGAAAUAGAAUACCAGUUCCCGCUCUGGUUUGCAAACUGGAAUAUCCACGCCCUUAUGCACAUGGCAUCGACAGGCGGCCCUACGCUGUGUGUAGUAGUCAGGGAGCGUGUCGAGUACCGGUUCGAUAACAUCUUCCGGGCCGUCGAUUCCAACAACGUCGACGCUAUCCAGGCCAUCCUCCAGAGGAAUCCCGACAGUGUCAACUAUCGGUUACAUCGCGACGGCUUUACCCCAUUUCACUACGCUUGCUUGCGGCCAACCAAGAUUUCCUUCCGCGUCUUCCAACUUCUGCUGCGGGCUGGGGCAGAUCUCGAUGCCGAGAAUGACUCUGGUCGGUCGGCGCUAAGCUAUGUAGCUAGCCAUAUAGUGUUAGGCGGGUUCCCAGACGCGCAUACACAGGAGAUAUCCAGAUGGGUCUCGAUGUCGCGUAUCGUGCACGAAUUGGAGCUCUCCCCCGUCGCCGAGGUAGCCGUAGGACUGCGCGUAGGAGACAUCACACAGAUGUUGCGAGCCCUGCCCCCAUCAGAGCUCAAACUCACUGAUUUCGACAACACCGGCUCAACCCCGCUGUGUUGGGCGUCCAAGGCGGGUAAUCUUAAAGCGAUUCAGGCCAUUGUCAAGAUUGGGGGUGUUGACAUCAACCAACCCACUAGCACGGGCAACACGCCCCUGAUGUGCUCGUUCGCGCUGCAGAACCAGGUCGGCGAGCUAAUUGACUGGCUCCUCGACAACGGCGCAGACCCGGCGCAGCAGAACCGCGACGGCUAUAACGCCUUCACCUUGGCGUGCUACAUUAGAUCCUUCGACGUGGUCCAAAAGCUAAUCGAGCGGGGCGUCGACCCCGACAUCCGCGACGGCCAGGGCAGGACCGGGCUCUGCACCUCGGUCGCGUACGAUCACGAUCACAUCGCCCGGUACCUGUGCAAGCUAGGAGCAGAUGUCAACGCCGUCAAUGCUCGGGGCUUCGUUCCGCUCUUGGUUGCGACGGGAUAUAACGCACAUCGCUGCCUGCGGAUGCUAUUAUUCGAAACCGAGGCCGACCACCUAUUCCAUGCCCACGACAACUGGAACCUAUUGCUGCAUGCGGGCUCCUGCGGCGAUGUCAUGACAAUGAAUAUUCUCGCGGAUCAUGGCCUGAGGGGUCUGGACGUCCAGGCUAAGAGUAGCAACUUAACGGUCGAGGAUACAUUUUUCUCCCGUCCAGCUGCCGCGUCCGAGUCGAUGUUGGUGGCGUUUAGAAACCUGAUUGCUGUGGUGGAGCGGAACACUGCAAACAUGCCGCUUGAAGAAGUAGUCCAGGCGGGGGAGGACACCGAGGAGGAGGUGUAUUUUGAUACUGUAUGUACACUAUAAGUGGAUAAGGGAGGUAUAGGGAAGACGUGGAAAAUUCAAGCUUAUGCAUUGACUGGCGCAUCUUUGGCCAGGAGGUUCGUGGCUCAAAGAACCUUGGCCUAUUCGUGCACUCUCGCCCACUAAGGAUUUCCCUUGACGCCCUUUUCCCGCCCACGGAUUAGAACUCAAGACCGAGAUACGGAGCCGAUCCAUACCUGCGUUCCGGCGACCCCCUGUUCGCAGACCGGACGGCGAGCGCCAGUCUGGGCACGCUUCGAGGGGUUUCGUAGCGGCGGCCGAGUUUUGCGAGCAUAUCAGCUACAAGUCCCUGAUUCAGAGGCCUUGAAGAUACCUUAUCGAGGAAUGCGGACCGUUUGCGUUAGAAGAGAUGACACGGUUACGUCGAGAGAACGUCAAGAACCUCUAGCCUUUAUGUUGUUAGCAUCUAACGUUCAAUGUUACCUAGUACCUAGGUAACCACUUAAUUACCUGCACGUUCGAG